Onychomys torridus (southern grasshopper mouse) is the source of this 282-nucleotide messenger RNA. Its product is annotated as glyceraldehyde-3-phosphate dehydrogenase-like. Gene Ontology annotation, molecular function: oxidoreductase activity, acting on the aldehyde or oxo group of donors, NAD or NADP as acceptor. The transcript has a single exon. The record is from RefSeq and is a predicted model, not a curated record. The coding region runs from base 1 to 282 and encodes 93 amino acids. Lineage: Eukaryota; Metazoa; Chordata; Mammalia; Rodentia; Cricetidae.
AUGUCUGUCAUGGAUCUGACAUGCUGCUUGCAGAAACCUGCCAAGUAUGAUGAUAUCAAGACAGUGGUGAAGCAGGCAUCGGAGGGCCCACUAAAGCGCAUCCUGGGCUACACUGAGGACCAGGUUGUCUCCUGCGACUUUAACAGCGACCCCCACUCCUCCACCUUCGAUGCUGGGGCUGGCAUUGCUCUCAAUGUCAAGCUCAUUUCCUGGUAUGACAAUGAAUUUGGCUACAGCAACAGGAUGGUGGACCUCAUGGCCUACAUGGCCUCUAAGGAGUAA